GGGAGAGAAUAUCUACACAGCACAGCUUCUCUCAUUGACUGUUCUGCUGCACCCAAUCAUGUCCUCAGUGUCACUCAGCUCUCAGCUGGACAAGGUUCAGCUGCAGCGCUACCUCGCCCUGCCCCAGGGUGGCCUGUGUCUGGUGACCUACGUCUGGAUUGAUCACACCGGAGAGCGUCUGUGCUGCAAGAAUCGAACACUGGAUUGUGAGCCCGGCAGCAUUGAGGAUAUCCCAGAGUGGAAUUUCGGCUGCCCCAUACACCAACCAGAGGGCUACAAAGGUGACAUGUACCUGAUCCCCGUGCGGAUGUUCCGGGACCCUUUCACCCGUGACCCCAACAAGCUGGUCCUCUGUGAGGUGCUCAACUGCUACCGCGAGCCUGCAGAGCAAAACACACGAUUCACCUGCAAUAAAGCAAUGGAGGCAGCACAGCAUUUUCAGCCUUGGUUUGGGAUGGAACAAGAGUACGUCCUGCAAGGCAUGGAUGGGCACCCCUACAGCUGGCCCCAGGGGGGGUUCCCAGGACCCCAGGGCCCAUACUUCUGCGGAGUGGGCGCGGGCAGGUCGUUUGGCCGAGACAUCGUGGACAGUCACUACAAGGCCUGCGUAUACGCUGGAGUGAAGAUCUUCGGUACCAACGCAGAAUGCAUGCCCUCUCAGUGGGAGUUCCAGGUGGGCACGUGUGAAGGUAUAGAGAUGCCGGACCACUUGUGGAUGGCUCGCUUCCUGCUGCACCGUGUUUGUGAAGACUUUGGGGUGAUCGCAAACCUGGACCCCAAACCCGUGCAGGGAGACUGGAGCGGGUCUGGUUGCCAUACCAACUUCAGUACAGAGGCCAUGAGAGAAGAGGGAGGGAUGAAAUUCAUAGAAGACGCCAUUGAGAAGCUGGAAAAGCGCCACGCCCACCAUAUCCGCUGCUACGACAUGCACGGUGGUGAGGACAACAAGCGCAGGUUGACGGGCGCCCACGAGACUGCCAGUAUCGACCAAUUCUCCGCGGGCACCGCGAAUAGAGGUGCCAGCAUCCGUAUCCCACGUCGCGUGGACAAGGACGGCCGGGGUUAUUUUGAGGACCGCCGCCCCGCUGCCAACUGCGACCCCUACGUGGUGACAGAGGCCAUCAUCCGUACCUGUCUGCUGGGGGAGAUUGACAGUGACUGAGGCUCUGUGGGAGUGGGGGGGGGGGAAGGGGACAGGAUAGCCAUACUAUAUUUCUCUAGGUGAACAGUUACUGACAACAUCACUGUAAAAGUACAAAUUGCCUUUUAAAAGUAAAAGGCUAUAGUUUACAGACAUGCAAAAAUUUGGGCACCCCUUGUCAAAAGGUUGUUCCCUCUUUUAAUAUCUUGGUGAAUAGAAGCAAACUUGACCUCUAAAUGGUACAAAGUUAAACAUCACACAUUUUCAUAGCCCAAUCCAUUUCUUGCUCAUAAUAUGGUUGGUUAGCUAAAGUGAAAACUAUAUAAAAUAUAAAUAACAGAAGUGCAUAUUCUUAUUUUGU
Messenger RNA from Conger conger (European conger), 1502 nucleotides. RefSeq names its product glutamine synthetase-like. The record is from RefSeq and is a predicted model, not a curated record. NCBI's taxonomy places the organism in Eukaryota, Metazoa, Chordata, Actinopteri, Anguilliformes, Congridae. The coding region runs from base 59 to 1162 and encodes 367 amino acids. The transcript is spliced from 7 exons. Gene Ontology annotation, cellular component: cytoplasm. Gene Ontology annotation, molecular function: glutamine synthetase activity.